Molecule: messenger RNA, 1535 nt
Organism: Quercus robur (English oak)
Lineage: Eukaryota; Viridiplantae; Streptophyta; Magnoliopsida; Fagales; Fagaceae
Product: stemmadenine O-acetyltransferase-like
Exons: 1
Coding region: 20-1378 (452 amino acids)
Source: RefSeq, a predicted model, not a curated record
UCCAUCAGCAACUCUAUAUAUGAUUGCAUUCCCCCAUCCUAACAGGAGCCUAUAUCAUUACAGUUUGUUUGAUAAAUUAACCAUGGAUAUCGAAGUCAAGGUUAUCUCCAAGGAAACAAUAAAACCUUCCUAUCGUACUCCUGGUCACCUCCGUCAUUACUCUCUCUCCUUUCUUGAUCAAAGUGCACCUCAAUUUUUCAUGCCUUGGGUUCUAUUCUACCCCAAAGACACCAACACUGAACUCAAUAAUCUAGAGCAACGUGAAAGGAUUAAGAAAUCCUUAUCCGAGGCCUUAACACAAUUCUACCCACUAGCGGGACGUGUGAAGGAAAAUCUUUAUAUCGAAUGCAACGAUGAAGGCAUAAACUAUGUAGAAGCUGUGGCCAAAUGCAACCUUUCUGAGUUUCUUGAGAAUCUAAACCCUUGUGAGCACAAGAAGUUCCUCCCAUAUCAAUUGGACAAUGUCAAUGAUUUAGUUGCAGCUGUACAAGUUACCACCUUCAACUGCGGUGGCAUAGUGAUCGGUCUGGAAUUAUCUCACAAGGUAGCAGAUGCUUCAUCAUUUUUCAUGUUCCUCAACAGUUGGGCAGCUACAGCUCGUGGAAGUAGCAGCAUAGUGUCUCCUCGUCUCGAUGCUGCUACGAUAUUUCCACCGGCAACUUUAUCUGGCUACAAUCCAAACAUUGGGAUGUCAAGGAACAACAUUGUGUUAAAGAGAAUUGUCUUUGAUGGCAAUGCUAUAGCAGCUAUCCGAGCCAAAUUUAGUAGUGGCAACAAAAGCAUCGAAUUCCGACGUCCGACACGCGUGGAAGCCUUAUCUGCUUUCAUAUAUAGUCGCUUCAUUGCUGCAACUCAACCCGAAGCAGACCCCAAUAAGGCUUACAUAAUGUUUAUAGCAGUAGACCUGCGUAAGAGGUUGGAUCCACCGCUUCCACAAAAUUGUUUUGGAAAUCUAAGCCAGUCCACAGCCUCUGUAGUCUCCAACAACAUUGAGGAUGGCUUUAAUGGCACUGUUCUCCCUAUGAGAGAAGCGAUAAGGACAGUCAACAUGGAUUAUGUUAAAAAACUCCGGGACAGCGACGGGCACUUGAACUUUAUCACAGAGAACACAGAAAAAUCAAGCAGAGGAGAGGUAGUUACGUUUGGCUUCACCAGCUUGUGCAGGUUUCCUAUAUAUGAAGCCGAUUUUGGGUGGGGGAAGCCUGUUUGGGUAGGUUCGACGAAAUUGUUGUACCAUAAUCUUGUUACUUUCUUCGACACCAAAUCGGGAGAUGGAAUAGAAGCAUGGAUUACCUUGAAGGAGGAAGACAUGGCUAAAUUUGAAAUGGACAAGGAGGUGCUGCCAUAUGUUUCAUUUGCGAAAAAUUCUGUGCUUUAGGCUGUCUCUGACUUAGAGAUGAUCAGAUAGUAAUGGUUCUAGUGAAUAUGACUUCAAGUUCACAUGGUUGCUUUGUGUGCAGAACAGUUGCUUUUAAUCUAUUACAUGUUUCAGUCAAGCUUGCUUUGGAUUGGAAUAAGAUCUUAUCGUUUUUCGA